UUAAGGCUUCAUACCGCAAUCCUAGACCUGCAGAUCGAUCAGCAAACCCAUCUGAGUGAAAUGGCGGAACAAGUGAAGGUGCUAGGAUCGUGGGGGAGCCCUUUCAGCAAGCGGGUAGAACUCGCCCUCAAACUUAAAGGCGUGGAUUACGAAUGCAUUGAGCAAGAUCUCGCCAACAAGAGUCAAUUGCUACUCGACUACAACCCAGUUCACAAAAAGAUCCCUGUCCUCAUCCACAAUGGUAAACCUAUAGUUGAAUCUCUAGUCAUUCUAGAAUACAUUGACGAAACAUGGCCCCACAACUCCAUCUUUCCCCACGAUCCCUAUGAGAAAGCCAUGGCCCGAUUUUGGGCUAAGUUCAUCGAUGAGAAGUGCAAUGAGGGGGUGUGGAAGAUUAUGUGGUGCAAAGAGGAGGAAAGAGGGGAAUUGGUGGAGGACGUGUUGCAGCACUUUGGAACACUUGAAGGUCAGCUGAAGGACAAGAAGUUCUUUGGAGGAGAAGAGAUUGGGAUGGUGGAUAUAGCUGCCAACUUCAUUGGGUAUUGGCUUGGGCUGGUCCAAGAAGCGAUUGGGAUGGAGUUGGUGACUAGGGACAAGUUUCCAGUGCUGUGCAAAUGGAUGGAUGAGUUUGUUGGGCACAGUGUGGUGAAGCCAAUUCUCCCUCCCAGGGACGAGCUUCUCGCUAUAUUCAAAGCUCGCUUUAAUGCAGCUGCUUGGGAAUACUGAGGAGGAAUUGAUAGUUUUCCAUUUUAUGGUUUCUGAUAUAUACAUAUAUCUAAUAUUUUGCAAAGACUAUUUUAAGUAUAAAUUUGUAGUCUUCUAUAUUUCAA
This is a messenger RNA of Linum tenue, 830 nucleotides long. The record is from the annotation of a GenBank genome assembly. Lineage: Eukaryota; Viridiplantae; Streptophyta; Magnoliopsida; Malpighiales; Linaceae.